AUGGAUCCAUUAGAACAACCAACAGGUGCUGGUGGUGACGCAGAGGAGAUCAAAAGCGAAGAUGCAGAGGUUCUAGAAGAGGAACCACGCAAUCUCUUGAUAUCAUUACUAUCAGAGAUAAAGAUUGGUAUGGAUUUGUCUCGCGUGCCAUUACCAACUUUUAUAUUGGAGCCGAGAUCGCUACUCGAGAAGUUUUGCGAUUUCAUGAUUCACUGCGAUCAGCUUAGUGGCGUUGCCAAGCUCGACGACCCAGUGGAGCGACUCUACCAGAUAACUCGUUGGUAUCUGACGGGAUUCGUCUAUAAGCCCAAGGGUGUGAAGAAGCCGUACAACCCGAUCCUCGGUGAGAUAUUCCGAUCGAAGUGGCAAUACAGCGGAACAACGGCGCAUCUGAUAGCAGAGCAGAUCUCUCAUCAUCCACCCGUAUCAUGUAUAUAUAUUUCGAAUCGAAAGGAUGGCUAUGCCAUGACUGGAAUCAUUGGACCACGCUCGAAACUCAUGAGAGCUUCACUGGCGGUGCUGGUAGAGGGAAGCAUCACAUUGCACCUCUUGGAGAGAAACGAAGAAUACACAUUUAAUUUCCCAAACAUUUUCGCACGUGGAAUACUUUUUGGUACACUUUUAACAGAGAUUGCUGGUAACACAACCAUAUCUUGUAAACAAACGAAUUUAAGAGCUGAUAUGGAUUUUAAAGCAAAACCAUUUUUUGGUGGAGAAUAUAAUACAGUGAGUGGAAAGAUAAAAAGAAAAGAUGAAGUACUUUAUUCAUUCUCUGGAAAAUGGGAUAAUAGAAUCGACAUUACAAACACAAAGAAAAAGACAACAGAGGUAUUUUGGGAUUGCAAGACAGCCAAAAAGACACCAAGAAUCAUCAGACCAAUCUCUACACAGGAAGCAAAUGAAUCACAACGACUUUGGACACAUGUAUCACAAGCAAUCAUCAAGAAAGAUCAAAAGGAAGCAACCAACGAAAAGAUUAAAUUGGAAAACGAACAGAGAAACGGUGUAAAAGAUAGAAAAGAGAAGGGUGUAGAAUGGGAACCAAAAUAUUUCAAAAAGAUCGGUGAUAAAUGGGUUUAUAAAUAUGCAAAUGAAUGGACCCAAAGACUAAAAUCUAAUCAUCUUUUUCCAAUUUAUAUUAAUAAUAGCAAUAAUAACAAUAAUAUUUAA
Messenger RNA from Heterostelium album PN500, 1170 nucleotides. RefSeq names its product OSBP family protein (gene osbD). The record is from RefSeq and is a predicted model, not a curated record. Gene Ontology annotation, molecular function: sterol binding. The transcript is spliced from 4 exons. Gene Ontology annotation, cellular component: membrane; intracellular membrane-bounded organelle; cytosol. NCBI's taxonomy places the organism in Eukaryota, Evosea, Eumycetozoa, Acytosteliales, Acytosteliaceae. Bases 1 to 1170 code for a protein of 389 amino acids.